Molecule: messenger RNA, 7070 nt
Organism: Schistocerca cancellata (South American locust)
Lineage: Eukaryota; Metazoa; Arthropoda; Insecta; Orthoptera; Acrididae
Gene: Naa15-16
Product: N-alpha-acetyltransferase 15, NatA auxiliary subunit
Exons: 16
Coding region: 1882-4500 (872 amino acids)
Biological process (GO): N-terminal peptidyl-methionine acetylation
Cellular component (GO): NatA complex; cytoplasm
Molecular function (GO): protein-N-terminal amino-acid acetyltransferase activity; protein binding
Source: RefSeq, a predicted model, not a curated record
AACAGUUUCUACUCAUUGUAGCUUAACUUAAUGAUGUCAAAAAUAGAAGAAACAAAUAAAGAAGUUUUUGUAGUUGACACCAACGUUCAUUUCAUGCCAUAAAUAUCCUUAAAAAAUCUGUGAAAGAAAACUCCCAGUUAUACUUAAGUAUCAUUUUUUGUAUGCUCUAUAUCAUUUUUAAGACCUCAGUCUCAUAUCUUCAUUGUACUUAGGAAUAUCUCAUGUGCAUCAUAUUUUGAACCAGUCGUAUCAUAUUUAAGAUUUUCAGUCCAAAACAAUGAUACAGUGUUUUAUUUAUUUUUGAUUUAGAUUUGCAGCUCUAAAGAAUUAAACACAAUGCCAUUUUAAAGCAGCUAAUAUUGUCUUUCUUUUCUUUACAAAAUGAAAACACAUUUUGUGAUAUAUUUAGGACCCCUUACCCUACAAAAUUCUGUGUGCAUCCAGAAGAUACAGAACAUGCACAAAUAAAAAAUGUAAAUAGUCAAUAACAAAAGUUACAAUCAUUUUCAGUAAAGGAUGUUCUGCUGGCCAAAGUAGGUAGAUUGUAAUAAUCUAGAGCUUUAAAUAAUUAUAAACUAAAGGGAUUUCAAAACUGAAACAAAGUUUGUAACUGGUGUGCCUCAUUAGUUUUAAGUUUUAGUGGUGAGAUGUGGUCAUUAGAUGAGACUAUCCAAAACUUGACAGUGAGCACAGAGGGAUGUGUGUUGGGAAUUACUAGGACAGACAAGGAAACAAGCGAAUGUAUCUGGGGAUUAAAUGGUGUUGAAGUUAAGAUGAGAGCUUGUAGGAGGUGAGUAAAUGACAGGGGAAAAUGUGCAUGAGGCUCAUGGGCGUUUUAUCAAUGAAGGCCAUAAUGGACGGCAAAGUCUACAGGCAACCUUUACGUAGCAGAGGAUGUUGAAUGACAGACUUUAGAUACUACACAAAAAUAAUCCAUGUUGAGAUUUAAUGUGUUUCAAGCAGCCCUCAGAAAAAUGUGACAAGUUCAUUACUUUCGUUGCUGUAAACAAUUUAAGGAAAACUACAAAUCUGUUAAUGAAACAAAUGGUCACCUUUGAUAGAAAGAAAGCCUCGUUUAACUUCGUGUGCUAAACACUAAAUUACUGCGAAUUAAAUUCGCAACUGUUUAAAGCGGUUGGCACAGGUGACACUUAAUGCUUAAAAUCCUUGCUGCGUGCUGUCAUUCACUUUAUAUUGCUUCUAAAAUAAGUCUCCAAACGCGCUUAAUAUCGGUUACGUCGGCGACAAAAUUUUAUAUUUACAUAUACGGCGAGGUUAAUUUAAGGAAAUGAGUUAUCAGUUCCAAGGUCUGCAGUUAAGACACAAUUAAUACCAGGUACUGAAGCAAGCCACGUUAAUGUUGUGUACUGACUACGUCUGCUCUUAUCAGAUCACGCAAAUUUCGGCCUAUGUUCAGAACACACACACACACACGUAUCACUGCCACAAAAAACUUCUUGUUACACUUAUUGACUAUUAAAAACUAACAGCUUCACGUUACGCCAUGAUAACUUGACAAUCUCAAGUCUCCUGUACAUUAACGAGGCACUAUCGAUGAGCAGUUCGUGGAUACAGUACUCUUGCUUGAAAAUACAACAAACUGUGUUUGCAUACGAAUACAAUUUCAGACAUCACAGGGCAUACGCAUUUCACAAGAUACACACCACUUCCAUACUAGUUGGUGCAGAAAGCAAACUGGAUAUUGGUCGAUAAAGAGAGAAAGAAAAAGCAUAGACUUUACACACUGGCAUAAGACGUCUCCUGUGUAAAUUCACGACAUAUAACAAUUUGAAGUCACGUGACCGCAAACGCCAUCUUGGAUUUGAGCCACGAGGUUUUGGCGAGAAAAAUAUAUUUACCGGGUUUAGAGAGAAGUUGGAAAUGCCUUCAAGUAAUCCCUUACCUCCCAAAGAAAAUGCUUUAUUCAAACGAAUUCUGAAAUGCUAUGAACAAAAACAGUACAAAAAUGGGUUGAAAUUUGCGAAGCAGAUUCUUACCAACCCAAAGUUUGCAGAACAUGGGGAGACUCUUGCUAUGAAAGGAUUAACAUUAAACUGCUUAGGUCGGAAAGAAGAAGCAUAUGAAUAUGUUAGAAGAGGUUUACGGAAUGACUUAAGAUCCCACGUUUGCUGGCACGUUUAUGGGCUACUUCAACGUUCAGACAAGAAAUAUGAUGAAGCAAUCAAAUGUUACAGAAAUGCACUUAAGUGGGAGAAAGAUAAUAUUCAAAUUCUUCGGGAUUUGUCUCUGUUACAGAUUCAGAUGCGAGACCUUGAAGGUUAUCGAGACACCAGAUACCAACUUUUUAUGCUUCGUCCAACGCAACGUGCCUCUUGGAUUGGCUUUGGGAUGGCGUACCAUUUGCUUAAAGAUUAUGAAAUGGCUCAGAACAUAUUGGAAACAUUUCGUAAGACACAACUGCAAAAAAGUUCAUAUGACUACGAGCAUAGUGAAUUGCUCCUGUAUCAGAACAUGGUUAUCCAAGAGUCAGGAGCACUGGAAGAAGCACUUAUCCAUCUAAAUAAAUACUCCGACCAGAUAUGUGAUAAACUUUCUGUUCUGGAAACCUGGGGUAAGCUAUACCUAGAACUGAAGCGCUACAGGGAAGCAGAGAGUAUAUACAAACAGCUGCUAAUGCGGAAUCCAGAAAACACAUCAUAUUAUAUGAAGUUGCAGGAAGCACAGCAGCUGAAGGAUCCUGAUGAUAUUCUGCGUAUGUUUGCUGGCUACCAAGAGCUUUUCCCUAGAGCACAAGCACCGAAGCGACUACCACUGAAUUAUGCUUCAGGUUCAACAUUCCGUACCAUGGUAGACAAGUACCUAAGGCAAGGUCUACAUAAAGGAGUACCCCCUCUUUUUGUAGACCUUAGGUCACUUUAUAAAGAUCCAGAAAAGGUUGAGACCAUCCAUAAACUCGUCCUUCAAUAUGUGGAUGCUUUAAAGGCUUAUGGCCGAUUCAGUGCACAAGAUGUCGCAGAAAAUCUUCCUAAGGAGCCUGCUUCAGCCCUUUUAUGGGCAUACUAUUACUUAGCCCAGCAUUAUGACUUUUUAGGGGACACAGAAAGGGCACUUUAUUACAUUGAUGCUGCCAUUGACCAUACACCUACUCUUAUAGAACUUUUUGUAACAAAAGGUCGGAUUUACAAGCAUGGUGGAGAUGUAAUAGAGGCAUACAAGUGGCUGGAUGAAGCACAAGGGUUGGAUACAGCAGAUCGAUAUAUAAACUCCAAAUGCGCCAAGUACAUGUUGAGAGCAAACCUAAUCAAAGAAGCAGAGGAAACAUGCUCAAAAUUCACAAGGGAAGGUGUUUCAGCAAUGGAAAACUUAAAUGAAAUGCAGUGUAUGUGGUUUCAGACUGAGUGUGCUAUGGCAUACCAGAGAUUAGAGAAAUGGGGAGAGUCGCUAAAAAAAUGUCACGAAGUUGAUAGGCAUUUUUCAGAAAUUAUAGAAGACCAGUUUGACUUCCACACAUAUUGCAUGCGUAAGAUGACACUUCGUUCGUAUGUGGGGCUGCUGCGGUUAGAGGAUGUCCUGCGAUCACAUCCGUUCUACUUUAAGGCUGCUCGGUGUGCGAUUGAAGUAUACCUGCGUCUCCAUGAUAAACCACUUCAAGAUGAAACUUCAGAACAGGAAAUGAACACAGAGAACCUAGCUCCAGCAGAAUUAAAGAAGCUGCGCAACAAACAACGUAAGGCAUUACGCAAGGCUGAACGAGAGAGACAGCAGGCGGCACAAGCACAGGAAAAGCGCGAACAGCACAACAAGUCGAGGCAGCAGGCUGCAGACGCUGGUGGCGGCGCAGGCGGCGAGCCUGAUGCGCCACCACAAGAUGAAUUGGUGCCUGACAAGCUAGCACGUGCCCCAGAUCCUCUGCAGCAAGCUAUACGUUUCCUGCAGCCACUGCAACUACUUGCUGCUGAUCACAUAGAGACCCAUCUCAUGGCAUUUGAGAUAUAUUCCAGAAAACGAAAACCACUGUUGAUGCUGCAAGCAAUGAAACGUGCAUAUCGAUUGGAGCCAGAACAUCCAAAACUACACUCGUGUCUUAUUGUGGGCCACGGACUGCUGGAGAGGUGGCAGGCCACAUUGGACCCUGCAGUUGCUACUGUGUUGCGACAGGAGAUGCUGCCAAUUUUUCGUGGACGUGAUCCUCAUCAGAUGAAUGUGCAGUUCCUUGCAGCACACUCAAAUUCCCUCCAAUCACUCAUUGAAGGUGCUAAAAUGAUGUAUCGUCUUGACCCAUCUAAACAAGAGACUGCACUAAAAUUGGUUACCAAAUUGGAUAAGGAUAUUGCUGACGUAAAUCUACAGAACUGCACAGAAGUACUUCGCCUGCUGAAGACUGGUGAGCUGGGAACCUGCCCUACGACCACACUGGCAGACUACACAGCACGUUGUCACUCUCUCUUCCCAUACGCACGUGCCUUUCGUCCUGCAGAGGCCACCAAUGCUUCAAACAACCACAUUACUGAAAACUGUGUCGGGAACAUUGUCAACUGAUGCCGGAUUGCAGCCAUUGCUUGGAGCAAUGGGAUUUCAAGUGCUACCCUUGGUAUUACUGACUGAGUGCAGACCACUCCGACAGUCCAGGUCCGGGCAUGUUGCCUGAUGUCAACUUACAGCACUGAGAAUAUGACACAUUGCUCUUUAAAUUUUAGAAUGAGCUGUCUUUUUUUUUCCAGUUUAUGCACAUGUGCGGAAUCUCCAGUACACAUUUUAAAAAUUCGCAGUUGUGUCAGUCUUUCAAAAAUGUUCAUGUAACAUUAUUUUUAUUUUAUUUUAUUUUUUUUUUUAAAGAAAUAUGUAGAAAAUGUAGUUGUGGAACCAGAAGUACCCAAAAAAAGAACUUGAGUUAAACACUUAACUCUUUCAUUUAGUUCAAUUUAUUGGUCAUUUGUAAUAAUUACUUUAUUCUGUAUUUUGAGUUUCAAAUGAAGUUAUCACAGAAUCCUGAGGAGGCUGCAGCAAGAGACAGUGUCGUCAGUGAGAUCACGCCUUUGAGUGCAUCGAAACAUUAGAAGACAGCACUAGUAAACUCAUUGAAAUUUAGAGGAGGAAAUCCAUUUAAAUAAUUAUUAUAAACUGAGUGACAUUUCAUAGUUAAGAAAAUGUUUGGCUAUCAAGCAUUUAUUCAUUGUAUUUCAUCAUUUUAAAAAUGCAUAGUGCCUGACUUCCAGAAAUUGUAUUGAAGCAGCAAAAGUAGAGCAGAGACUUGUCUUGCCAUCAAGACUGUAGAUAUUAGUUAACAAAAUGUGGAAGUGAUACAUCAGCCCUUUUCCUUAACUUACAUUGAUGUGUCAGAGUAUCGUAUUGCCUUCUUCUCGAAGGUUGGAUGUAGCAAUAGAAUUAAUAAAUGCUGCGACGUUUACUGAACUGUUGUGUGUGUGAAAAAUCAGUGAAGCAGUCGUGAUACAAACACAGGACAUGUUGCUGAGCUCUGUAGCACUGCAGAGGAUUGUACUUGCAACCAAAACCAGGACUUCAGCAUCAAGUAAACCCAGAUAUUCUUGGGAGUAAACUACAUAAUGUUAUCAGGAAGAGUAUCAGAGUGUGACUGUAGCUCUAGUUGUGUUGUUUUAACAGCAGCUGCUGUUGUUGAAGAUGCAAUCACAGAUUUGCUGUGGUUGUCCAUCAGGCACAAGAAUCUUCCAUCUGUUGUAUAAAGUUGUAUAACUCUGUAAUUGUUUCCUUUUAUGAGUAUGUAUAUUUUGUAAAUAUUUAUUCUGUGUUAUAUUUUAUAGGUAGUAUUUUCUGAAAUAUAUCUUUUGUUACAGACAUUCUGAACUGUAAUAAGGUGCCUUUUCCCGCUUCGUGAACAAAACUGUUAAAAAAUGUUUGUGUAGUGUAUGUCGGAAUAUGUAAAACAUGCGUAAUCUUUAACUGUAGAAUCUACAUUUACAGAAGGAUAGAUUUCGAGCUAUAAUAUUGUUUUCCUCAGAGCAUGAUUAGCGCAUGUCCUGUGUGUUUCUUGGCCAAGUUCAAGAAUGUAUGAAUUAUAUCAUAGGACACAAGUUAUAUUGUGAAGCAUAUUCCUUAAAUACAGAGCAGUGACACUGAAUGCCUAAGGUAAACACUCAGUAUUGCUACAAAAUUUUGAACUUUCAAUUUUUUGUACAGUAGGAUUUGUCCUUCUGUGAUAAUAUUUAAUGGAAGCAAUCUUGGAGUGUUUUCCCAGUGUCCAUUUGUAAAACAUACUCUUCAUGAAGUGUAUGAGUUACUGCUCUGUAUACAUGUCCAUUCAUGUAGAUACUCAUGUCAUCUUCAACACUUCUCUGAUUCUUUUGUGUCUGAAAUUCACAUUAUCAGCCGAAAACGAAAGAAGUUGUUGGCCAUUGGCUUUGUAAUCUGGUCUUUCUUCCUGUUUGAAAUGAUUAUUUAAAAAAUUAUUUUGACCGAAUUUGGCAAGUUACAUCAUACAAUCAGUUGAAGAGCACCGUGCUGCUUGUCAUCUGCAUAUGUCAUUUCACUUUUUUAAUGCUUGUGUAUUGUAUUUUAUUUCAUGCUAUUGAAUAAAAGUGUGUUCAAGAAAACAAAUUGUAAAAAUAUGUAUGGUAUUAGUUAGCUGAUCUUACCAGCAUUUUAUAAUACUUGCGAAUGCUGUUAGCACAUGAGUGGUGUGAACUUCACUGUACUGAUGGUUGUCUUGUCCAUUCCAUUUGCAUGCAUGUAAAAACUAAAAUUUUGUUACACUUUCUCUUUUUGUGACAUACCAAUUUACUUAAGUGUUGCAAGUUUUCAGGCUUCUCAUUAAAAUUGUAACAAUAACUGGAUUCCGAAAUAAUUUAGUGCGCCUUCUGCUGUUGAUCUUUGAUGAUUACAGCGAUGUAUUUAGCCACUUUAGUUUGUCAUUCCAGUUUAUUUAGCCAGUGGCACAGAUUAUCAGUACUUACAUAAAACACAAUUGUGUUCUUGUAUCAAUUUGCAUGUAUGUAAACAUGCAAAAAGGCUUAAUUUAUCUUUAUUGUUAAGUUUUUAUCCAUUACACAUAAAGUCUUUGCAAAUAUCCUGGUAAAUUAUUUACUACAUACAUUUCAAGGAUUAAAGAAAAAUGUCUGCUCCAUUUCUAAAAA